CCAGACGCCACAAACUCAAACUCCAUCUAUAAAUACCCCCUUCACACAACCCUUCUUUCUCAAAUACUCACAUAAAGCACUACUUUCAUCAUCACCAUGUGUCUGGUAUUUGUGUGCGACGAGGAUGAGAGGGUUUUAGCGAGGCAACCAGCGCCAGGGGCGUGUCCGUACUGUGGAGGCAUGGUGCAAGCAACGGACGUUCAGAAGCAAUGGCGUUUCUGUUUUCUUCCUAUUUACUUUAAAACCAAGCGCAGAUAUUUUUGCACCAUGUGUACUAGAACACUCCAGAUCCAAUAGAAUCUCCAACUUUUUUUUUUUUUUUUUGCAUUUUUUAUGAUUUUGAUUUUCCUAUGUUUCUUUUUAUAUUGAUUCCUUGAUAGAGGAGCUACUAUGUUAAUAGACUAAUUAGAAGUCAUUAUGUUAGGUACUAGCACAAGAGCAUGAUUAAUUAACUCCCAGUUUUGAUCACAAGUCUCUGUACAUAUAACAAAGUAUAGUGAGUUGUAAAUUAUUUUCUUGUUUGAAUUAGCCAUAAUUUUAGUUUACCUUUGGACGAUAUUUACACAUUUGUAAUAUUAUUAUUAAUAUUAUUUUUAAUUA
Messenger RNA from Arachis ipaensis, 600 nucleotides. RefSeq lists its product as uncharacterized. Lineage: Eukaryota; Viridiplantae; Streptophyta; Magnoliopsida; Fabales; Fabaceae. The record is from RefSeq and is a predicted model, not a curated record.